This is a messenger RNA of Suillus clintonianus, 1478 nucleotides long. Its product is annotated as Clavaminate synthase-like protein. Gene Ontology annotation, molecular function: oxidoreductase activity. The record is from RefSeq and is a predicted model, not a curated record. The transcript has 5 exons. Bases 129 to 1331 code for a protein of 400 amino acids. Lineage: Eukaryota; Fungi; Basidiomycota; Agaricomycetes; Boletales; Suillaceae.
CUCCUAACACUACUCGGCUGUCGGCACAAGUCCGGGCCGGAAACCUGUUCGUAAGGGAAGAUAAGACCGGAUCAUUAUAACUCUCCUUCUAUUCCACCUUGACAUUCCCAUUUGAUUCUGAGCUCAACAUGGCCAUUGAACUAGCACCUAUCACCCUCCCCGUCUCUGCCAGUGCUAUCGAUUUUGACCCCAAUUUUGGUCGGGAAGUCAAGGGCGUGAACCCCGGCGAACUAACUCCUGAGCAAUUCAAGGAGAUCGAGACAGCAUUGUACACUCAUGGAAUCCUACUGUUCAGAGACGUCACUCUUACACCGGAACAACAAUAUGCUCUAACAAAGGCUUUUGAUCCCGAAUCAGAAUCAUACGGACAUGGCAACAACAAGACCCAGAACACCACGAAGUCUGUCCUUCACGCAGACCUUAAGACAAUUCCCCGGGUGCCCCAAGUUCAACUCAUCGGAAACGGCAGGGUCUAUAACCAUGAAGGCCUUGAAUCUGUUACUCUCAAACACCCCUCGCAUACGACCUUCCACAAGACCCGUGUCUCUACUGCAGACGAGGCCCUGGGCAUCACCCGGUUCUAUCGCUGGCAUAUCGAUGCUGCGCUGUACGAUUACAAUCCACCCCGUGCGACCACCCUCUAUGGCAUCACCGUGCCUGGUGGUGAUAGACAGACUGUGAGGUAUAGCGAUGACGAUGAUCCAUCCGGGGAGACCCUGUCUGUGCCUCUGGGCACCACAGCAUUUGUAUCAGGAAAGAAGAUGUUUCAGAUCCUGCCGCCAGAAUUGAAGAGCCUUGCCGUACGGGCUUCUGUUCGGUAUGCACCCCACCCUUACGUCUGGAUGGCACCUGCCCGUGCGAAGUCAGACGGUCUAGGAAUCGUGAACGAAGGUCUGGAAUUGCCACUGAACGAACUUCCAGAGUGGGAGGAAUCGAAAAUUAAAACGUUGCCUAUUCUGUGGAAGAAUCCUGUCACAGGCGAACUACAUUUCCAAGUUCAUCCUUGCGGUGCUCAUGAACUUAUCGUGAAACCCUUACCCCGUGGCGCUUCGCGUGAGGGUGCUUUAUACCCAGAUGGAGCACACAUAAAGGACCUUGGGAAGGUUCGCGAGCUUCUGCACUCGAUGCAACGGCCCGGUAUCGCCCCCGGGUUGGUGUAUCCUCACGAUUGGAAGGAACGCGAUCUCGUCUUGUUCCACAACCGCGGUUUGCUCCACACCGUCGUCGGUGCUUUCACGCCCGAUCAAGUCCGCGCAUUCCACCAGUGCAACCUCGCUGCAUCCGAUGUUCCCACUGGCCCUACGGAGCAGGAUAUCAUUACAUGGGCUUGAAUUGCAAUCACAUGACAGAGACACUUUGAUCAUUUGCAAUCGGAAGCAUAUAUUCGUACUAUGGGACUAUACGAUGUCGAUAUGACGCUCGCUUUUCUUGUGCAUAGACAGCUGUAUCAUGCAAUCGAUGUACUCAUCACACUGGAC